This is a messenger RNA of Rotaria sp. Silwood1, 678 nucleotides long. The record is from the annotation of a GenBank genome assembly. NCBI's taxonomy places the organism in Eukaryota, Metazoa, Rotifera, Eurotatoria, Philodinida, Philodinidae.
AUGAAAUAUUUUACUUCAUUACAUUCAAUUACAUUUAUUGCUUCAACCAAUUUAAUAAAAAUUAAACAAUGUCUUGAAAAACUUCCUUCAUCUGAUCUAUUACAACAUUUAUCAAUAAAUCUAAAUAAUAUAUUGCAAGAUGCUUUAGGUUUUGACGUAGUAAAUCAACCAUUAUUAUCAAUUAAACAUUUUAAAAUUGAUUGCCCUUAUUUUAAUGAUUUUUUAAAAUUGGCUCUACUUUUUCCGAAUUUAGUUAGUUUACAUCUCUCACCAGAAAAUUAUCACAAUUAUUCUCAUAUUCUUAUUAUUGUACCAGCUAAUUGUUUAUCAAAUUUAAAAUUUCUUCGUAUGAAUAAUGUUCCAACAUUUGAUACAAUUGAAUUUAUAUUUCAAUUAUGCCCACAAUUGCAAAUAUUGAAAGUAACUUGUCAUACAAAAUAUAAUAUUCGUUUGAUGAUUAAAGCACAAGACUCGGAACAACAUUUAAGUCUUAUGAAAUCGUUGAAAAAAAUAGAAAUUAAUGUACGUGGUCUACACCAUGGAGGAGUAAUUGAUGUAUCAAAAUAUGAAACAAAGUUUUGGAAAGAACGAAAUUUAACAGCUAUUAAAUAUAUUGAUCAUAAACCUUUCAAUCGAUUUUUUGUUUCAGAUAAUCAAGCUGCUCUUUUAAUUAAAUAA